Messenger RNA from Xenopus tropicalis (tropical clawed frog), 2443 nucleotides. It is a transcript of the gene ankrd42, whose product is annotated as ankyrin repeat domain 42. Lineage: Eukaryota; Metazoa; Chordata; Amphibia; Anura; Pipidae. The coding region runs from base 502 to 2046 and encodes 514 amino acids. The transcript has 12 exons. The record is from RefSeq and is a predicted model, not a curated record.
GAAUUUGCGUUCUAGAACGAUAAGUAAAAUAGAAAUUGGCUCAGAAAUAACCUUUUCCCAACACCCAUUCCGCUAUAAAGCGCCCCGGCCGGAUAAGGCACGUAUACCAGCCCCUAUUCUAGCUACAAAGCUGCGCAGUGUUUCGCGGAUUCUACAAGUGUGGAGAGGCGCCUAGUAGUCCAAGGCCUUCCCUGCCGGAUCUCAUUAUUGCCGGACCCCACCUUCUAUUUAUCCCCAGGAGCGCUGGAGCCCCCAUACACGCACAAUUGGCUACACGCUCCGCGUCCUUUCGUUCCUUCUGCUCUUUAGUCGCUGGGUUUGUGUGAUCAAACGCUCGGCCCGGUCUCCGCUUUCCGUACCGUCAACCCCAUAAUGGCGGCCGGAUCCGCUUCCAAGAUGGCCGCCGGCCCAUGUGGAGCAGACACGUGAUCUUGCGUGCCGACGUCACGGCGCUCUUUUCGGUGUCUAUGGCAACAGAAACGCGUCAGGAAAGCUUCCAACAUGCCCACCGUGUCUGCAGCGCCUCCUCAUUCCGGACUUCCAAAAAAGCGAAUAUACGGCACCAUCCACGAAGCUGUGAGAGGAGGAGAUGUAGAGCAACUGGCGGCCAUUGUGCAGAGCGGAACAGGCAUUAAUGAUCCCGAUCCACUUCACAAGUUCACCCCGCUGCACUGGGCUGCGCACUCGGGAAGCCUGGAGUGCCUCCAUUGGCUGCUUUGGCACGGUGCAGACGUCAGCGAUGUCACCACGAGAGGAUGGACGGCCGCUCAUCUGGCAGCGAUUAGAGGGCAGGAUGCCUGUAUGCAGGCACUGAUUGUUAAUGGAGCAGAUCUCUCGGCUAAAGACGACCGGCACUGCUGCCCCGCACACCUGGCUGCCGCCCAUGGCCAUUCCUUUACUUUGCAGUCUGUACUUCGGAGCGGUGUGGACAUUAACAGCAGUGACCGGACUGGGUGGAAGCCUGUUCAUUAUGCCGCAUUCCAUGGGAGACUGGGGUGCUUGCAGCUGCUUUUCCGAUGGGGAGCAACCUUAGAAGAUGCAGAUCUGAAUGGGAAUAUUCCAGCUCAUUUGGCGGCCAUGGAAGGGCACCUUCACUGCCUGAAGUUUCUGGUGAGUAAAGCCAGCAGCGUGACUAGAGUUUUGGAAGCAACAAACAUGAACGGUGAGACGCCAAAGGACUUGGCACGCAAGCUAUACAAGGACAACAUCGUUCAAUAUAUAGAUGGCGUGGAAUAUGAAAGGGACCACCCAGAUGAACAAGAAAACUUGGCUUUCCCUGCACACGUGGCUGCCUUUAAGGGUGAUCUGGUGACCCUUAGGAAACUGGUCGAGAGUGGAAUCAUCAACAUUAACGAGCGAGAUGACAAGGGGGCCACUCCCUUGCACAAAGCCGCAGGACAGGGCCAGCUAGAAUGCUUGCAGUGGCUACUGGAGAUGGGAGCAGAUUACAACAUAACCAACGAAGCUGGGGAGACCCCAAAAGAUGUAGCCAAACGUUUUGCCAAGUUGGCUGCUGUAAAGCUCCUAGGAGGGAAUGUGGCAGGAGAAGACUCUGACGAAGAACUUAAUGACGAAGAUCCAGCUUACUUUGAAAGGCACGGAGUGGAGGGGAGCACCGAUCACCCCGAUUAUUUAAGUCUCAGUGAAUCAGAGAAGCAACAAGCACGUGCGCGGGCAUACAAAAGAAUUAAAGAUGUUGAGAAGCUCAUGGAGGUUGCAAAGGGCAAUUACAAACAGCUGGGUGGGAUCCUAGAGGAAGACAACCAACGAAAAAGAGAACAGAAGGAAUAUGAAAGUCAGAUAAAAGAACUGGAGGGCCAGUUAGAAUAUGAACGCUUACGCAGAGAGAAGAUGGAGCUCCAGCUGGAUGAGUACAGAGCGGAGAUCGCUCACCUCAGCAAGAGUCUAGAAAAGAUGAGGCCUCCCUCGACCCCCUCUGGGGAAAAGCUGUCAGACGUUUAUAAAGAGAAGAAGAAGACGAAGAAGAAAGCGACGCAGCCAUCAAAUCCUGGAGGGGUCUUUGUGAGAAGAGUUAGUGGGAAAUAAACAAGUGCUUACAUACUCAUUGUACACAAAUUAGUAUCAGCCAAUCAAUCUCCAGCGGCCAUUGGCACGAUGUGCUGAGAUCUGUCCCGUCUGGCUAACAGCAUUGCAGCAGUCUACUCUCUCCUCCAAUCAGCACUCCAGUUCCCUCAAUCCCCUGCUCACUUCUGUCAUUCUCCUCAUUUGCAAGUAUGUUAAUGACAGAAUGUGCAAGGAAUUGUGGGAAGUGGUGUCCUGGCUGGAGGGGGGCUCCUGCUAACCAGUGCAGAGAAUAGCAAAGGACAGACAUAUAUUGCUUUCAGUUGUAAUUCCAUUUACAAAUCAUUGAACAAAUCAUUGAGCGUUUAAUGUAUAAUGGAAAGUUGGAAAUUAAAGGAACAGUAACAUCAAAAAAUAAAAA